CACUGGAGAAAUCAGUACCGAAAUUCUCUUUACUACACAAUGCAGUCGAUCCUCGCUCUGAUCGUGCUCCUGGUCGCCCUCUGCGGUGUGGUUACCGCAAAGGAUGAAACAUGCAUUUUAGCCAAAGAUUGUCGCGAUGCCGGCACGACGUGUAUCGGGGGAAAGUGUACAUGUUGGACUGAUCUGGGCGCAGCGGCAGCCGAUGCAUGGUCGUGUGACAGUGAUUCAAAAUGCCAAGUCAGCUUUCCCGGACACGUUUGCCGCGUGUCGUCGGAUUGUGCGAUAACACUGGGACGGAAAGGUUACUGUCAACCCGUGUAGUUCCGACUGCCGUCAAAAGAUACAAAUUUUAACUUUUAUCUCAGAUUUUUUCUUACAAUUUUCUGCUUGAACGGAUAAAGAUUUUUUAGAAUCCAAAGCCAAA
This is a messenger RNA of Paramacrobiotus metropolitanus, 424 nucleotides long. RefSeq lists its product as uncharacterized. NCBI's taxonomy places the organism in Eukaryota, Metazoa, Tardigrada, Eutardigrada, Parachela, Macrobiotidae. The transcript has 3 exons. The record is from RefSeq and is a predicted model, not a curated record. Bases 40 to 321 code for a protein of 93 amino acids.